CAUUUUAUAAUUUAGCCAUGCAGAGAGGAGGUUCAAAAGGUCACAUUCUUGACAAGAGGUUAUUGCAGAGAAUCAAUGAGUAUGUAGAUACUCAGCCAAAGCAGAAGUAUAUCACAACUGAUGAUGUCUUGGCGUAUUUGCAGUUUAAAUUUCCCGAAUAUCAACGCAAAAAGAAGAAAGCCCUGCAGGAUUCUGUCCAAAAGUAUCUCCAGGAUAUUUUGGUUGAACGACAUGGGCCACAGAGUAAGAAAUCAAGAAAGAAAAGUGUUGAUGUGAACGACGUAGUCAGUCUCACUUCUUCCAACGAGAGUGAAUAUGAAGAUGUCAACGCAAUGCCAUUGAUGGUUGCACAGAAUGUGAACAGCCUGAAUAACACUAUGAGGAAUGUCUACCAACAACAGUCCCAGUCCCAGCCCUGCUCCCCUCUUAUCGAGCGGAGAGAUAACCAAGGUGGCUCUGCGCCAAAUUCCCCUAAAAGGGACUCGAGAAAAGGUUGGUUUAUAGACAGGCAGCCCGGACAACGCAACCACUCGAUAGCAAGCGAGCAGGCGUGUCUGGAGCUGCACGUUAACAAUCUCCAGCACAAAUCAAUGGAGGAGUACAUGAACCUGCGCAAAGAGAUAAGUAGUGAUGGAGUUAUUAACGAUGAAAUUGCUGAAGAAGACGAAAUCGUUGCCACAAAGUCAUCGGAAAUAUUCGAGGUGAUAAAGGAGAAUUUAAGCAACAAAGUUGAAACCAAGUCUGAGGCUGACAGUGGAGAUGCCGACAGAAAAGCCAGUAAAAAGACAAAGAUGCAGAAGAAGACCGUUGUUGCUGUUGAAGAUAUAGCUCAGUCUGGAAACCGAAAGAAAAAUGGUGGGGGAAAUCGGAGACGGGAGUCCGCCCCUCAUUACUCUAGAAAAUACGACUCAGAUUCCAGAGAUAACAAACAGAAGGAAAAUAAAACUGAAUCUUCUGAACCUCCAGCUGUUACCAUCUUUAAACAGAAAAUGCGGCCCAACACGGAAGGUGUAAGCAAUGACGAAGAGGACGGUGCUGCGAGCCGGCGCGCGUCCAGCAGCACUCGGCGCAGAUCUUCUCGCAUGACUGACAUUCGGGGAUCUUCCUACAAUGCUGAUAGAGAGUACAGAAAUUUAGUGCAGACGAGUAUAACGUUCCAUGAUAUGGCUGGCGUCGAGGAAGUUACUGAGGACAUAUCACGAUUACUAGUCCACCUGCUACACCCUGAGAUAUUCUCCACGCUAGGAGUCACUCCCACACAAGGGCUCCUUCUUCACGGCCCUCCUGGGUGUGGUAAAACAAUGUUAGCAAGUGCAAUAGCGGGGGAGCUGAAACUGCCCUUCUUCAGUGUUACUGGAACUGAGCUGAUCAGCGGGUUUAGUGGGGAGAGUGAACAUAACAUCAGGAGCUUGUUCAGACAGGCAAGAUCAUUGGCGCCUUCCAUCCUGUUUAUCGACGAAAUAGAUUCUAUCUGUGGUAAAAGAGAGGAAGCUUCAAAGGAUAUGGAGAAGAGAAUAGUGACGCAGCUUCUGAGUUGUAUUGACGAUCUGGGAGCUCGAGCUGGGAGUCACGUGCUCCUUCUAGCUGCAACUAGUCGACCUGACACUAUUGACGGUUCCAUGAGACGUGCAGGACGGUUGGAUAAAGAGAUUUGCUUAGGAAUACCCAACGAGAGACAGCGGAUAGCCAUUUUAACAAAGCUGUGUGUUCCCCUGAAGCUAGAAGGAAAGUUUGAUUUCCACCAGAUUGCCCACAAUACUCCUGGCUACGUAGCUGCUGACCUUGUAUCCCUGGUUAGAGAAGCCUCGCUGAACGCAGUGUCCCGUACCUUGCCCUCUCUCCUUGCCACUGUCGAGGAUCCCAAAACUACAUCCUCCUCAAGCUGCGACUCAGAAUAUUUCAAUCAGCCCUCUAAAAACUCUUUCAGAUCCAUGCUCAGUGAUACAAAUCCGAUACCGAUACCAGAAGAGAAGCUCAACAAAAUCAGUAUAACGCUGAAUGACUUCCUGGAGGCGGUCAAACACGUGCAGCCGAGCGCGAAACGGGAAGGUUUCGCAACUGUUCCCGAUGUGACGUGGGAUGACGUGGGAGCCCUGACGGAAAUUAGGGAGGAGCUGACUAUGUCCAUCCUGGCUCCUGUUAAAUAUCCGGAGAAGUUUGCAGCGCUGGGACUGACCCGAAGUCAGGGCAUUCUGAUUGCCGGACCUCCGGGAUGUGGUAAAACACUUCUAGCUAAAGCAGUCUCCAACGAAAGUGGUAUCAACUUUAUAUCUGUUAAAGGGCCUGAGCUACUGAACAUGUAUGUGGGAGAGAGUGAACGAGCAGUACGGACAGUCUUCCAACGGGCCCGGGCUUCGGCUCCUUGUGUCAUUUUCUUCGAUGAGAUCGACUCUCUGGUACCCAAACGGUCCUCUUCAGAGACAAACGCGUCAGCGCGAGUUGUCAACCAGCUUCUAACGGAAAUGGAUGGACUGAACUCUAGGAAGAACGUUUUUAUCAUCGGAGCUACCAACAGGAUAGAUAUUAUAGAUCCUGCUAUUCUUAGACCGGGCAGACUCGACAAGACGUUGUUUGUUGGGUUGCCCAACGCAGAAGAUCGGUUAGCGAUCCUACAGACUAUCACUAGAGGUGGUAAACCUAAACUACAUUCCGAUGUGUCUCUGAGUGAGAUAGCUGACGCGGCUCAGGGAUACACUGGUGCUGAUUUAUCUGCAAUUGUACGAGAAGCCUCCGUGAUCUGUCUGAAAGCUGACAUGCUGUCUGGACGAAGUGGUGACAACUGUCAGGUGGCCAAGGAACAUUUCACCAGAGCUUUGUUAAAUGUGAGACCAUCAGUCUCUCUCACUGACAGACUGCUGUACGAACAGAUGGCUAAACGUGGCCUGGACAUGUCUGUGUCGUUAUGAGAGCGACCGUGAUGAAGGAGAGAAAGCCUGUAGGAGUCAUUUUCAUUUUUCAUUGUGAUUCAAGUUUAUUCAAAGCCAUGUUUGUUAAGAGUUGAAAGAAGAUUUCGGCAAAUUUCUGGAUUGAAUGCAAAUGAAAACUUUUGAUAUGUAUGCUUUGCUUCGGGUUGACGUAACAAGAUGAAAA
Molecule: messenger RNA, 3090 nt
Organism: Bolinopsis microptera
Lineage: Eukaryota; Metazoa; Ctenophora; Tentaculata; Lobata; Bolinopsidae
Product: nuclear valosin-containing protein-like
Exons: 23
Coding region: 18-2906 (962 amino acids)
Biological process (GO): ribosome biogenesis
Cellular component (GO): nucleus
Molecular function (GO): ATP binding; RNA binding; preribosome binding
Source: RefSeq, a predicted model, not a curated record